AUGAGUUCAGGAGAAUUUAUUGAUUACUAUGAAAUACUUGGCGUGAAUUAUAAUAGUACGGAAAUAGAGAUUAAUAAAGCUUAUCGUAAAAAAGCAAUUACUUAUCAUCCUGAUAAAAAUUUAAAUAAUGUUGAAACUGCAACAAAGACUUUUCACACAAUCACAAAAGCUUACAAUAUAUUAACAGAUCCAAAACAGAAAUUAGAAUAUGAUCUUAAAUUUAAAGCCAGGAUUGCUACAAAGAAAAGAUUUGAAUCAUUAGAUGGUAAAAGAAAAGCAAUGAGAGAAGAAUUGGAAGAGGCGGAAAAGUCAGCUAAACAACAAAAACUUGAUAUAAAAAAAGAACAAGAAGAAAGAAUGAAAAGAUUUUGGGAAAAAGAAGAUCGAUUAAGUAAAAAAAGGGAUGACGAUUUGUCAUCAACCAAUAUUAAAAUUCCAAAUAAUUUAUCAUCUUCUUCUUCAAAUAUCAAUAUUAAAAAACAAACAAUUGAAAAUAAGGAAAAGAUAAUUCAAGAUUUUCAAAAUUAUGAAAAGAAAGUUUUUCGUUCUUCACCUUCAACUCCUGUAUCUGCUUCAAUACCCCUUAAAAAAUCAAAUAAACCAUCUAAAACCUCGAAUUCCGCCUCAUCUUCCUCAUCCACCUCAUCCACCUCAUCCACUACCGCCUCUAUUCCUUUCUCACAAGGUAGACAACCAACAGUGGCUACAAUAUCUUUAGCUCCAACAACUACCACAACUGUGGUCACUACAACUACUACCACUACAACUUCUUUUCCCCCUUUACUAUUAAAUCCUCCACCUUUACCAAAACACCUUGAUCCAAAAGAAUAUCCUUUAGCUGACACUCCAACACCUCCAGUUUUAAAAAGGUUUUGUUUUGAUUUAAAUGGCCAACCUGCUUACAUUCGUGAGCAUGAGGACACUGAAGAACAAUUGUUGAAGGCUUUAUAUAAUAUGCGAGCAUCUGGUCCUACAUCCUCUACAUCAAAAACUGUAAAGACUGCUACUUAUCAUUCUUUUAAUGAUAAUUUUAGUGGAGCUAAACCUUCAGAAAGCGGUGCCCGUAAAAGACCUGCAUCUCCCUUAGAAUUAACAUUAGAACCUCCUAAACAAUCUUCCAAUAAUAAUAGUAUUGAUAGCAAUGAGCUUAGUAAUCAUUUAAGCAAAACCACGCGGGCUUAUAGAUCUUUAUCCCCGCCACAUAAGAAAGUUUGUGCCAAAUCAUCCUCAUCCAUGGUAACAAUUGACUCACGCCAAUCCAUUACCCCCUCCACUUCUUCAAAUUCAAGACAUUAUAAUGCCAUGUCAACAUCUAAUCUUGGUAUGGAUACUCCUUCUACUGCAAGAAGUACCCAAUCUUCUGCACUUCCUUCUCCAUCUCUUUCACCAAACAAUAAUACAAAUCAAUUUGAAACUUUCUUUGCUAACCAUUCUUCUAACACCAAUAUGAAUGAUGAUGAUAAUUUAACAACAAUUAUUGAUGAUACAACAUUCGACGCACUACCGCCUUCAAUGAAAUCUUAUAUGCUUUUUCAAUUAUUAAGGCGUUGCCCCACUAAUACUCUUCAAUAUGUUAGUAAUAUAAUUUUACCGACAUUAAGAAAAGAUUUCCUUGGUACUUUACCACUAGAACUAAGUCUGCACAUUGUAAGAUACUUGGAUGCAUCGAGUAUGUGUAAAGCAGCUCAAGUUAAUAAACAAUGGAGGGAUGUUGUAGAUGGCGAUGGGUUUACUUGGAAAAGAUGUUUGUUGUCUGAUGGUUUCAGUCUUGAUGAUUCAGAAGAAGCACGUGCUAUCUCAGAAGAUUGGGGAUUUACAAGUUCAAUAACAUCACCAUUAAAUCGAAAUAAUUAUAAUAGUAUUGAUGAUGAUAAUGGGUGCUCAAGAGAAGUAGACAAUUCAUCUUCUGAAGAAAGGGCAAUUGUAAAAAUUGACGAGAAUGAUAAUACUGAAAUUAUGAGAAUCAUUAAUGUCACUAACGGAAUUAAAUCUGAAGAGGAAGAUAAUGAUAACGGCGAUGAUGUAAAUUUACAAGAUGCUUAUACACUUUCACCAACAGGUACAGAGGUCCAACCAUCAUCUAUUCCUAAUGGUAAUAAUAGUACGAACAAUAGUGAUAGUGAUAAUUUAUUACGUACAGAGGAAACUUUUUCAAUUCAAAAUAAAGGUAAAGGUCGAGCAGACGUUGGAUGGGAUUCGCAUCCAUAUAAAGAGAUCUACCGUCGACACUAUCUCACACGAAAAAAUUGGUCUAAUGGUCAACAUAAACAUAUCUCCUUUCAAGGUCAUGGUAAUAAUGUUGUAACUUGUUUACAAUUUGAUUCUGAAAAAAUCAUUUCAGGAUCAGAUGACCAAUGUAUAAAUGUUUAUGAUACAGUUAGCGGUAGAAUGAUCAAUAGACUUGAAGGUCAUGAGGUUUGGAGUCUUGAAGACGGCACAAAUAUUUGGACAUUAGAAGGACAUUCGUCUCUUGUUGGUUUACUCGAUCUUUCCCAUGAUUAUCUUGUUUCGGCAGCAGCAGAUUCGAGUCUUCGUAUAUGGAACCCUGACAACGUGUUUGGUAUAGAAGAAGACAAAAAUACGCCAAAUGCCAGUUGUACUGAUGAAGACGGUAAUUGGAUUUCUAAAAGAAUAGUUGUAGGGUAA
Molecule: messenger RNA, 2646 nt
Organism: Entrophospora sp. SA101
Lineage: Eukaryota; Fungi; Glomeromycota; Glomeromycetes; Entrophosporales; Entrophosporaceae
Source: the annotation of a GenBank genome assembly